Messenger RNA from Aspergillus versicolor CBS 583.65, 1239 nucleotides. RefSeq names its product dipeptidase. Gene Ontology annotation, biological process: proteolysis. NCBI's taxonomy places the organism in Eukaryota, Fungi, Ascomycota, Eurotiomycetes, Eurotiales, Aspergillaceae. Gene Ontology annotation, molecular function: metallodipeptidase activity. The record is from RefSeq and is a predicted model, not a curated record. The coding region runs from base 1 to 1239 and encodes 412 amino acids. The transcript is spliced from 4 exons.
AUGGCACAUCCAUAUCAGUCGUUAAACAUCGACGAGCGCGUCAAACGCGUUCUCCUGAAAACACCACUAAUCGACGGCCAUAAUGACCUCCCCCAGCAGCCACGAGCCAUCACCCACGGCAAGAUCUACAACAACCCGAAGUUCGAUCUGAAAAAGGGCUUUGAGCGGGGAAUGACGGAUAUUCCUCGGUUACGUGAAGGUGCCGUCGGAGGGCAGUUCUGGUCCAUCUGUGUCCCAUGUCUAAGAUCUGCCGAGAACUUUUCGACCCCGGAGUACUCGGACAUGGCUAGGGAUGCGAUUGAACAGAUUGAUCUGACACUCAGGCUGGUCGAGUCCUAUCCAGAUGUGUUCCAGCUCGUUGAUGGCCCAGACGAUGUGAAGAGGAUUUACGCGGAGGGGAAAAUUGCCUGUUCCAUCGGUAUUGAAGGACUACACAUGGCUGGUAACAGCAUCGGUAUAAUCCGCGCGUUCUACCGAUUAGGCGUUCGAUAUUGCACGCUUACGCACGUCUGCAACAACGCCUUUGCCGAUAGUUCCACCUCCAAAGUCGGUCCCGUCCACGGAGGUCUAUCAAGUCUUGGCCAGUCCGCAAUAAUCGAGAUGAACAGACUCGGGAUGAUAAUCGACUGCUCGCACGUAUCCGAGGAAUGUGCGCGGCAGGUGUUGCGCCUUACACGGGCACCUGUGAUGUUCUCCCACUCCAACAUAAAGGCUGUAUUUGACUGUCCCCGGCAUAUCCCCGACGAUGCUAUCGAUAUGGUACGCGAGAAUAACGGGAUUAUCAUGGUGACGUUUGUGCCUGAGCAUGUGGCCACCAGGCGGGCGGAGGCCAGGAUAGAUAUGGUGCUUGAUCAUCUGUUUUAUAUUGCGGAGCGGAUUGGAUGGGAGUUUGUCGGGUUAGGGUCGGACUUUGAUGGGAUUGCGUCUGUUAUACCGGGGCUAGAAGAUGUGAAGUGCUAUCCCAGGCUGCUGCAGGCGAUUCUUGAUAGGGGCGCGACGGAGGAACAAUUGGCCCUGGUCGCAGGUGAGAAUAUCCUUCGGGUGUGGAGGGAUGUUGAGAAGGUCAGGGAUGAGAUGAAGGCUGAGGGUGUUCUUCCUGUUGAGGAUGUCUGGGAGGAUCGGACAUGGUGGAGAUAUGAUGGGUACUACCAGAUGCCUGAUCCCGAUCCAGAGGAUAAACUGGGCUUGGACUGGUACGGAGUGCCGCCGCCAGAGGAGGGUUUAUAUCUUGAAGAGUAG